Messenger RNA from Amorphotheca resinae ATCC 22711, 1067 nucleotides. RefSeq lists its product as hypothetical. The record is from RefSeq and is a predicted model, not a curated record. NCBI's taxonomy places the organism in Eukaryota, Fungi, Ascomycota, Leotiomycetes, Helotiales, Amorphothecaceae. The transcript is spliced from 7 exons. The coding region runs from base 1 to 945 and encodes 314 amino acids.
AUGGGUCUUUUCUCAAAAAAGCGAACCAGCCCCCCUGUGCAAGCGGCAGGGUACACAGCAUCUGGCUCCCAUCAGGCAUAUGCUAGUGCUUCAUCGCAGCCUAGAACUGCCCAGCCAGCGCAACAGUUUGGGUUGUUGCCCCUGAACUCGUAUACUGCUGUUCAUCCGUCGUCGCAAACAUAUCAUAUCGACGUGGUUGCAAUUCAUGGCUUGAACGGGAAUGCUUACACGACGUGGACGAAUAAGCGCCACCAACUCUGGCUUCAAGAGUUCCUCCCAAGCGCACUCCCGGGAGCAAGAAUCUAUACUUUCAGUUAUGAUUCAAGGAUCUUCAGUCGGUCUGCUUCCGGGAUUAAUGAGUUCGCGCAGUCAUUAUUAUCGGAACUGGAAAAGAAGCGGCGAACAGCAGCGGAUCGUCAACGUGGAAUCAUAUUCAUUUGUCACAGUUUGGGGGGUAUUGUCUGUAAGAAAGCUCUAGUUGUCGCUCGUCAAGAUCCCCGAUAUGGAAACAUCCUCCAGUACACGAAAGCCGUUCUAUUCUUUGGAACGCCUCAUCGUGGCUCCGACCAAGCAAGUAUUGGGUCAGUGAUAUUCAAUAUCUUCAACAACGUGAUAUCUGUCACUGUGCCCGAUCGCUAUCUUGCGAAGGCGAGACAGGAUCUGGUAGCAUUGCUCAAGUAUCAAAACCAGACUCUCACCGACCUCUCCGAGGCCUUCAGGAUUCAAUCCAAGGUAUUAGAGAUCGUGAGCUUCUACGAAUCAGCCUCCUCCCCUCCCUUCAACAAGCUGUUGGUGACUCGAGACUCCGCCCGCAUCGGAGUUGGUAGUGAACAACUGGUUUCCUUACCAUACAACCACAGCGACAUGUGCAAAAUAGAGGAUACAAGUAGCAAAGCCUACGUGAUCCUCGUUCACACAUGCCGAAAAUACGGAAUGCGUAGGUAGUACUCAAGCAGAUCCACGUCAACCAGGCACAGCUCAAAGAACUCGACGUUGAUGAGGGAAGGUCCCUCGAGCCCAGGACAUGCGGUAGAUCUCGUUAUACAAUCGACCUCCUUCGGGAAUAC